CGGAGACAAAUUGGCGCCAUUUUGAAGCUUGGGGAAGGCGGCACAGAGCGGGAGACACGGACGGAGAAGAGAACGGCGGGUCGGAGUCGUCGGGAAGGGAGAGUACCGAUUCUGACGGAUCCGAUCGAUUGGAGAGGUCCAAUAAAGUUUUUCAACAAUGGCUCAUUCGAAGCCCAAAGGAAAUGAUGGGAAGAUCACGUAUCCACCCGGGGUGAAAGAAAUUUCUGACAAGAUUUCUAAAGAAGAGAUGGUGAGACGGCUGAAGAUGGUUGUAAAAACCUUCAUGGACAUGGAUCAAGAUUCUGAAGAAGAAAAGGAGCGUUAUCUUAAUCUUGCUUUGCAUUUAGCAUCAGACUUCUUUCUCAAACAUCCCGAUAAAGAUGUCCGCUUGCUUGUGGCAUGUUGUCUAGCAGAUAUUUUCAGAAUAUAUGCUCCAGAAGCUCCAUACACCUCUCCGGAUAAAUUAAAGGAUAUCUUUAUGUUCAUAACAAGGCAGCUAAAGGGGCUUGAAGACACCAAGAGCCCCCAGUUCAAUAGAUACUUCUAUUUGCUUGAGAACAUCGCUUGGGUGAAGUCAUACAAUAUAUGUUUCGAGCUAGAAGACAGCAAUGAGAUCUUUACACAGCUUUACAAAACACUGUUUUCUGUCAUUAACAAUGGUCAUAACCAGAAAGUCCACAUGCAUAUGGUGGAUCUGAUGAGCUCUAUCGUAUGUGAAGGAGAUACGGUGUCCCAGGAGCUGCUGGAUUCUGUGCUUGUUAACCUGGUUCCGGCUCACAAGAAUUUAAACAAACAAGCGUAUGACCUGGCAAAAGCAUUAUUGAAAAGGACUGCUCAGGCCAUAGAGCCAUACAUUACAAAUUUUUUCAACCAGGUUCUCAUGCUCGGCAAAACCUCAAUCAGCGAUCUGUCGGAGCAUGUCUUCGAUCUGAUUCUGGAAUUGUACAACAUCGACAGCCAUUUGCUCCUGUCUGUUUUACCUCAGCUGGAGUUCAAGCUCAAGAGCAAUGAUAAUGAGGAGAGGCUGCAGGUGGUGAAACUGCUAGCAAAAAUGUUUGGUGCCAAGGAUUCGGAGCUGGCCUCCCAAAACAAGCCGCUGUGGCAAUGCUACUUGGGGAGGUUUAAUGACAUUCAUGUACCUAUUCGCUUGGAAUGUGUGAAGUUUGCCAGUCACUGCUUAAUGAACCACCCAGACCUAGCAAAGGAUCUAACAGAGUAUCUUAAAGUGAGGUCUCACGACCCGGAAGAAGCAAUUAGACAUGAUGUUAUCGUGUCUAUAGUUACUGCUGCCAAGAAAGAUCUCCUGCUUGUCAAUGACCACCUACUUAAUUUUGUCCGUGAGAGAACGCUAGACAAACGGUGGAGAGUACGAAAAGAAGCUAUGAUGGGGCUCGCUCAGAUCUACAAGAAAUAUUCCUUACAAGCAGAAGCUGGGAAAGACUCCGCAAAACAGAUUUCAUGGAUUAAAGAUAAGCUGCUACACAUAUAUUACCAGAACAGUAUUGAUGACCGGUUGCUGGUGGAACGUAUUUUUGCUCAGUACAUGGUGCCUCACAAUUUGGAAACAACAGAACGCAUGAAAUGCCUGUAUUAUCUCUAUGCAACGCUGGAUUCUAACGCUGUGAAAGCAUUGAAUGAAAUGUGGAAAUGCCAGAACAUGCUGAGGCAUCAUGUUAAAGAUUUGUUGGACUUGAUCAAGAAGCCAAAAUCAGAAGCCGGCAGUAAAGCAAUAUUUUCAAAAGUUAUGGUAAUUACACGGAACCUGCCAGACCCUGGCAAAGGUCAAGAUUUCUUAAAGAAAUUUACCCAAGUAUUAGAAGAGGACGAGAAAAUCAGAGGUCAGCUGGAGAAGCUUGUCAGCCCGAUGUGUUCCUGCAAGCAGGCAGAAGUCUGUGUGCGUGACAUUACAAAGAAAUUAGGCAAUCCAAAGCAGCCAACCAACCCCUUUCUGGAAAUGAUAAAGUUUCUUCUGGAGAGAAUAGCACCGGUACACAUUGACACAGAAUCCAUAAGUUCCCUGAUAAAGUUGGUGAACAAGUCAAUAGAUGGCACUGCGGAUGAUGAAGAUGAGGGUGUACCCACAGAUGAAGCAAUACGGGCCGGCCUCGAGUUACUCAAGGUUCUUUCUUUCACGCACCCGAUAUCCUUCCAUUCAGCUGAAACAUUUGAAUCCCUCUUGGCCUGUCUGAAAAUGGAUGAUGAAAAAGUAGCAGAGGCUGCCCUGCAAAUCUUCAAGAACACAGGGAACAAAAUCGAGGAGGAUUUUCCGCAUAUCAGAUCGGCAUUACUUCCGGUUUUACAGCAGAAAGCCAAAAAGGGACCAUCUCGCCAAGCCAAGUACUCUAUUCACUGCAUACAUGCGAUAUUUUCUAGCAAAGAAACUCAGUUUGCCCAGAUAUUUGAGCCAUUACACAAAAGCCUGGAUCCCAGCAACCCAGAGCAUCUCAUCACCUCACUGAUUUCCAUCGGCCACAUAGCCCAGCUGGCACCGGAGCAGUUUGCUGCGCCUUUAAAAUCAUUGGUGGCAACAUUUGUUGUCAAAGAUCUACUGAUGACUGACAGACUUCCCGGCAGAAAGACAACAAAGCUUUGGGUGCCAGAUGAUGAAGUAUCCCAAGAAACUUUGGUCAAAAUUCAAGCCAUUAAGAUGAUGGUAAGAUGGUUAAUAGGAAUGAAGAAUAACCAUAGCAAAUCUGGGAACUCUACUUUGCGACUUUUAACAGCAAUAUUACACACUGAUGGGGAUUUAACUGAACAUGGGAAACUGAGUAAACCUGACAUGUCCCGUCUGAGGCUGGCUGCCGCGUGUGCGAUUGUAAAACUAGCCCAGGAACCGUGUUACCAUGAAAUAAUCACAUUGGAGCAAUAUCAGCUUUGUGCACUGGCUAUCAAUGACGAGUGUUACCAGGUGAGACAGUUAUUUGCACAGAAACUUCACAAAGGACUGGCCAGGUUGCGGUUACCGCUGGAAUAUAUGGCCAUCUGUGCUCUUUGUGCGAAAGAUCCGGUCAAGGAACGGCGGGCGCACGCCAGGCAGUGCCUUGUGAAGAAUAUCAACAUUAGAAGAGAGUAUCUGAAGCAGCAUGCAGCCGUAAGUGAAAAAUUACUCUCGCUUCUGCCGGAAUAUGUUGUUCCAUAUACCAUUCAUCUGCUCGCGCAUGACCCGGAUUAUGUCAAAGUUCAAGAUAUAGAACAACUCAAGGAUAUAAAAGAAUGUUUGUGGUUCAUCUUGGAGAUUUUAAUGGCGAAAAAUGAAAACAACAGUCAUGCUUUUAUCCGGAAAAUGGUGGAAAAUAUUAAGCAAACAAAAGAUGCGCAGGCCCCGGAUGACCCCAAGAUGAAUGAAAAAAUGUACACUGUGUGUGACGUGGCGAUGAAUAUCGUUAUAUCAAAGAGCACAACUUACAGCCUGGAAUCUCCAAAAGACCCAGUGCUGCCAGCACGCUUCUUCACACAACCCGAUAAGAAUUUUAGCAACAACAAAAAUUAUCUCCCCGCAGAACUGAAAUCCUUUUUCACUCCAGGAAAGCCAAAAUCAACAAAUGUUCUUGGAGCUGUCAACAAGCCGCUGUCUUCUGCCGGUAAGCAGAUGCAGACAAAGUCUUCUAGAAUGGAAACGGUCAGCAAUGCAAGCAGUGGCUCAAACCCAGGCUCCCCGGGAAGGAUAAAGGGAAGACUUGACGGUACAGAAUUGGAUCAGAGUGAAAAUGAAGACUUCACCAUGAUGUCUUCUCCUCUGUCUGGGAAGAAAGGCGAUAAAAGAGAUGACUCGGAUCUUCUAAGGUCUGAAAUUGAAAAGCCUAGAGGACGCAAAAAACAAUCUCUUCUUGACCAAGAGGACAGCUUGAAUUUAGACGAUUUGUCAAAAUCUGCUCAGGAACCUAAACCUAGGGGAGGUCAGCGGGGAAGGAAGAGACCUGCUGCUGCGCCCGAGCCAGACGAUCAACGAUUGAAAGAAGACUUGCUUGAGAACGAGGAUGAACAGAACAGCCCGCCCAAGAAGGCAAGGAGAGGUCGGCCCCCAAAGUCUGCAAAAUCACCCGGAGCAAAGGAAGAGCCCGCAAUAAAGACACCAAAAAGAGGUAGGAAAAAGGCAGCAGAAAUUCCACCUGAAGAUGAUGAGGAACCAGUUGAGAUGAACGAGGAACAAGAAGCUGAAUCCACAGAACCAAAAAGGAGAGGAAGGGGUGCAUCAAAAACACCAAAAAAGACCCCACAGAAGCCUGAGCAGACAGAAUCCAGCCUCGAUUCCCCUCAUUCUACACCACAGAAGAGGCGAGGAAGGCCACCCAAAAAUGCUGCACCGCAAGAAAAGAAAAGCGUAGGGAGAUCUAAAAAGGCUGCCAGUAGGGAAGCUGAAUCAGACGACGAGAUGGACGUGUCUCAGAACAGCCCGGCCGCGAGUGAUAAUGCUUCCCAAGAGGACGAGGCUACAGAAGAAGAAGCCAGUCCUAUUGUUGUACGGCGUAGAUCAGCAAAAAAACGAUGAGGAAGGAAAUUACUGCCUAAAAGCUGGAAAAUGAAAAACCAGGGAUCCGCUUGUUAGAUGGCGUGUGGAUGCAGCUGUCUUCGUACCAGAUGGACUCGCUGAAUGACAACUUGCAUAGACUUUCGGUUUCAUGCCCGUGCAUCUCCAGCCGCUAUUGUUUGUCAUUAGCCGUGGGUAUUUGUGUGACUUGUAACGUGUGCUGGACCUGUAGACAUGAACAUGUAAAUAGCUCUUUUUUUUUUUUUUUUUUUUUUUUAAAGUUUCAUGAAAUGCUUUGUAUAGCUUUUUAUUUUUCAGCUUUAAACUGACAUUAACUGAAUGGCCAUUCAUUUCCCCCCCAACAUUAUGGAGAGCAAACAAGCUGUUCUCAGUGGGAUUGAAGCAAUACCUUCCAUUGUGUGUGCUGUAAUCUCCUUGGCGUUUUUACUGUGAAAAAAAAUUAUAAUCUGUCAUUACUUCUGUCCGCCAUUUUACUGAAAAAUCUUUCUACAUUAAUCUAUUUAAUCUUGUGUUUACUUCUUGGGCACCUUUUUGUCCUUCCUAGUGCCCAACUGGUUCUCUUUCUACAACAAGGCAUUCGGUAAGAUAGACACUUCGGGAGCAAAUUGAACUUGUCCAAAAGCGUGUUAAUGAACACCUCAGUAUUGGUGGCAGUCGUCACUGCCUGUAUUGUGGCAUUGCAAAUUGUAAGAAAAAAAGUAUUUUAAAGUGUUUGCGCUAUGAAAUAAUGUAUUAAAGACGCUACCUAUUU
Messenger RNA from Spea bombifrons (plains spadefoot toad), 5240 nucleotides. RefSeq names its product PDS5 cohesin associated factor B (gene PDS5B). Bases 158 to 4489 code for a protein of 1443 amino acids. Gene Ontology annotation, molecular function: DNA binding. The record is from RefSeq and is a predicted model, not a curated record. Gene Ontology annotation, cellular component: chromatin; nucleus. The transcript has 35 exons. Lineage: Eukaryota; Metazoa; Chordata; Amphibia; Anura; Pelobatidae. Gene Ontology annotation, biological process: mitotic sister chromatid cohesion; DNA repair.